AGAACCCUCUCCCGGCGUCUUUUUAGUCCAGCAAACCCUCCCUCCGGCGGUCCACCCUCCGUCGGCCAACUUCCAUCAGCGGCCCAACUUAUCGUUGCCUCCCUUUCCGCCGACCCUCUCCCGUCCCUCCGUUCCCCUCGAGUCUCCUCUCCUGUGACAUCGACUUCAUCACUUCACACGGCCGAAAAUCAUCAAGAUGAUCUGGACGAUUUCGUCUCUAACGUCGAGCAUAUGGAUGACGACGGCAGAGGAAGUGUACCAGUGGAGUGGUACUUGUACCAGUGGAUUGGUACAUCGACUUCAUCACUUCACGCGGCCCGAAAUCAUCAACGUCGAGCAUAUGGAAGAUGGUGGCGUUGCCGUGAAAGUGGAGCCAAUUAGAAACGCCGAGGAACAUCAAAACAAUCUCAGUAAGGAUCUGUAUUCAUGUCUCGUCGACUUCUCCCGCCCG
Molecule: messenger RNA, 451 nt
Organism: Linum tenue
Lineage: Eukaryota; Viridiplantae; Streptophyta; Magnoliopsida; Malpighiales; Linaceae
Source: the annotation of a GenBank genome assembly